Corvus hawaiiensis (hawaiian crow) is the source of this 3970-nucleotide messenger RNA. Its product is annotated as zonadhesin-like. The record is from RefSeq and is a predicted model, not a curated record. The transcript is spliced from 2 exons. The coding region runs from base 176 to 3661 and encodes 1161 amino acids. Lineage: Eukaryota; Metazoa; Chordata; Aves; Passeriformes; Corvidae.
GGAGCAGGUCUGGAUUAUUAAAUAUUUGAUUUCCAUACCCCUGAGGUGUCUCACUUCCGGAGCCACCGACUCCGAAAUCCUAUAAAAGGAUUCCUAUUGUCCUGCUCCUCAAGCCAUUUCUGGUUUCAUUUGGUGCUUGCUGGUGGAGAAUUGGCCUCCCCCCUUCCCCCCAAAAAUGCGCCGCCCGACCGGUUGCCCGCUGAGCCAGAUCUGCAUCCCCCCUCCCGCCGUCCUGGUGAGAAGCUUCCCCGUGAGGUCCAGCCUGGAUCCCUGCGGCACCAGCGGCAGCUUCCAGUGCCUCCCUCCGCGCGUGAGCCCCGGCUGCUACCCCGGCACCACCACCUAUGUCAGCCUGGGGGGCCUGGGCGCGGCCGCCGGCUGUGCCGAUCCGUGCAGCCUCGUGGCCACCACGUGCGUCCCCCCACGCUGCCAGGGGGUGGCCAGGGGCACGUGUGGCAACCCCUGCUGCUGCUGCUGCCGGGUGACCGAGUGCAGCACCACGAGCCGGGGUUCCUGCAGCCAGGAGGUGGCCAAGUGCUCCACAACCUGCCAGGAUGCGUGUGGUCAGGAGGUCAGCAAGCGCACAACCACGUGCCAAGAUCCGUGCGGUCAGGAGGUCACCAAGUGCACCACGACGUGUGUGGAUCCAUGUUGCCAGGAGGUCACCAAAUGUGUCACCACGUGCCAAGAUCCGUGUUGUAAGGGAGUCACCACGUGCACCACCACGUGCACCACCACGUGCACCACCACGUGCCAGGAUCCGUGUUGUCAAGAGGUCACCAAGUGCACCACCACGUGUGUGGAUCCAUGUUGUAAGGAGGUGACCAAGUGCACCACAACAUGUGUUGAUCCCUGCUGCCAGGAGGUCACCAAGUGUGUCACCACAUGCCAAGAUCCCUGCUGCAAGGAAGUGACCACGUGCACCAGGACAUGUGUUGAUCCCUGUUGUAAAGAGGUGACCAAGUGCACCACCACGUGUGUGGAUCCAUGUUGUAAGGAGGUCACCAAGUGCGUCACCACAUGUGUGGAUCCAUGUUGUAAGGAGGUCACCAAGUGCGUCACCACAUGUGUGGAUCCGUGCUGCAAGGAGGUCACCAAGUGUGUCACCACAUGUCAAGAUCCCUGCUGCAAGGAAGUGACCACGUGCACCACCACGUGUGUGGACCCGUGCUGCAAGGAGGUCACCAAGUGCUCGACCACGUGUGUGGAUCCAUGUUGUAAGGAGGUCACCAAGUGCUCCACCACAUGCCAAGAUCCCUGCUGCAAGGAAGUGACCACGUGCACCACAUGUGUGGAUCCAUGCUGUCAGGAGGUGACCAAGUGUGUCACCACGUGUGUGGAUCCGUGCUGUCAGGAGGUCACCAAGUGUGUCACCACGUGUGUGGAUCCGUGCUGUCAGGAGGUGACCAAGCGUGUAACCACGUGUGUGGAUCCGUGCUGUCAGGAGGUGACCAAGCGUGUAACCACGUGUGUGGAUCCGUGCUGUCAGGAGGUCACCAAGUGUGUCACCACGUGUGUGGAUCCGUGCUGUCAGGAGGUCACCAAGUGUGUCACCACGUGUGUGGAUCCGUGCUGUCAGGAGGUGACCAAGCGUGUAACCACGUGUGUGGAUCCGUGCUGUCAGGAGGUCACCAAGUGUGUCACCACGUGUGUGGAUCCGUGCUGUCAGGAGGUCACCAAGCGUGUAACCACGUGUGUGGAUCCGUGCUGUCAGGAGGUCACCAAGUGUGUCACCACGUGUGUGGAUCCGUGCUGUCAGGAGGUGACCAAGCGUGUAACCACGUGUGUGGAUCCGUGCUGUCAGGAGGUGACCAAGUACACGACCGUCUGUGUGAAUCCGUGUGGCAAGAAAGCCGCCAAGUGCCUCACGCCGUGUUACGACCCCUGCUGCAAGAAAGUGACCAAGUGGAGCAGCCCGUGGGUGAUUCCGUGGUGCAGGAAAGGGGCCAAGUCCAGCACCAGAUGUGGGGAUCCCUGUUCCAAGAAGGGGACCAAGUGCAGCACCAGGUGUGUGGAUCCGUGUUACAAGAAAGUGUCCAAGUGCUCUGCCACGUGCCAAGACCCGCGUUGUGUGACCAGGUGUGUGGAUCCCUGUUGUCAAGAGGUCACCAAGUACAUCACCACGUGUGUGGAUCCAUGUUGUCGGGAGGUCACCAAGUGUGUCACCACGUGCCAGGAUCCCUGCUGCCGGGAGGUCACCAAAUGUACCACCAGAUGUGUGGAUCCCUGCUGCAGGGAGGUCACCAAGUGCAGAACCAGAUGUGUUGAUCCCUGCUGUCGGGAGGUCACCAAGUGUGUCACCAAGUGUGUGGAUCCAUGUUGUCAGGAAGUGACCAAGUGUGUCACCACAUGCCAAGACCCCUGCUGCCGGGAGGUCACCAAGUGCAUCACCAAGUGUGUGGAUCCGUGUUGUCAGGAGGUCACCAAGUGCAGAACCAGAUGUGUUGAUCCCUGCUGCCGGGAAGUCACCACGUGUGUGGAUCCGUGUUGUCAGGAAGUCACCAAGUGUGUCACCACGUGCCAGGAUCCCUGCUGCCAGGAGGUCACCAAAUGUACCACCAGAUGUGUGGAUCCCUGCUGCCAGGAGGUCACCAAAUGUACCACCAGAUGUGUGGAUCCCUGCUGCCAGGAGGUCACCAAAUGUACCACCAGAUGUGUGGAUCCCUGCUGCCAGGAGGUCACCAAAUGUACCACCAGAUGUGUGGAUCCCUGCUGCCAGGAGGUCACCACGUGUGUGGAUCCGUGUUGUCAGGAAGUCACCAAGUGUGUCACCACGUGCCAGAAUCCCUGCUGUGUCACCAGAUGUGCCACCAGGUGUGUGGAUCCGUGUUGCCAGGGAGUGACCAAGCGCAUCAGCACGUGCCAAGAUCCCUGCUGCCAGGAGGUGACCAAGUGCACCACCAGGUGUGUGGAUCCCUGCUGUCAGGAGGUUACCAAGUGCAUCACCACGUGCCAAGAUCCGUGUUGUGCCACCAGAUGUGCCACCAGAUGUGUUGACCCAUGCUGCCAGGAGGUCACCAAGUGCACCACCAGGUGUGUGGAUCCCUGCUGCCAGGAGGUGACAAAGUGCAUCACCACGUGCCAAGAUCCAUGUUGUGCCACCAGAUGUGCCACCAGAUGUGUGGAUCCCUGCUGCCAGGGAGUGACCACCUGCACCACCACGUGCCAAGACCCCUGCUGCCAGGGAGUGACCACCUGCACCACCAUGUGCCAAGACCCCUGCUGCCAGGGAGUGACCACCUGCCAAGACCCCUGUUGCCAGGGAGUGACCACCUGCACCACCACGUGCCAAGACCCCUGCUGCCAGGGAGUGACCACCUGCCAAGACCCCUGCUGCCAGGGAGUGACCACCUGCACCACCACGUGCCAAGCCCCCUGCUGCCAGGGAGUGACCACGUGCCAAGACCCCUGCUGCCAGGGAGUGACCACCCGUGCCACCACCUGCCAAGCCCCCUGCUGCGUCCCCAGCUGUGCCCCUCCGUGCGCGGAUCCCUGCUGUGCCACCCCCUGUGCCCCGCAGUGCCGCGGGGGUGUCCAGGCUGUCACCAGGUGUGCGGACUCCUGUCCCACCACCUGUGUCACCCAGACCUGCCCGGUGUGUGGCCAGCGCUGCUCCGUUUCCUGCGCCGGUGUCCGCUGCCCGAAAUUCCGGGCUCCCUGAGGGGCUCCGGGGUGGGAUCCUAAGGAGGCCCUGCUCCCUGUGGGGGUUUCCCUGUGGAAUCUCCAAAGGAAGAGUAAAUCCUCUUUUUUCCUCGUGUUCUGCACCGUUCCUGCUGGUUUUACCUCAAGAAAGCGCCUUUCCUCGCGGGAUGUAACCGAGCGAUUUUGUGCCCCCGGGAAUGUUCCCUGGGAGAAAGAUUCCGCAGUUCCUCCUCGCACUGGAAAUGUGGAGAGAGGAAUUUCCCUCUUUGUUCUUCCUUGUGAUCUUUUCCUUUCCAUGUCUGAAGUAAUAAAAGAAACGAUCUUGGCA